Molecule: messenger RNA, 10192 nt
Organism: Manis javanica (Malayan pangolin)
Lineage: Eukaryota; Metazoa; Chordata; Mammalia; Pholidota; Manidae
Source: RefSeq, a predicted model, not a curated record
AGAGAAGCGGCGGGGCAAGCCGGGGGCUGUAGUGAACAGCGCAGCCGAACGGGGAUUGCCGGCUUGCGGCGAGCGGAGGAGGCCCGGGCCCGACGGUCUCCGAGAUGUCACGAUGGCUGUGGCCAUGGUCGAACUGUGUGAAAGAGCGGGUCUGCCGCUACUUGCUGCACCACUACUUGGGUCACUUCUUCCAGGAGCACCUCAGCCUGGACCAGCUCAGCCUCGAUCUAUACAAGGGCAGCGUUGCCCUGCGGGACAUCCACCUGGAGAUCUGGUCUGUGAACGAGGUGCUGGAGUCCAUAGAAUCACCACUGGAGCUGGUGGAAGGCUUCGUGGGCUCCAUUGAGGUGGCCGUGCCCUGGGCUGCACUGCUCACCGACCACUGCACGGUGCAUGUGUCAGGCCUCCAGCUCAUCCUGCAGCCCCGCCAGGGCCCAGGGCCAGGGCCUGCCGACUCACAGAGCUGGGCCUCAUGCAUGACCACGAGCCUGCAGCUGGCUCAGGAGUGCCUGCGGGAUGGGCUGCCUGAGCCCUCUGAGCCACCACAGCCCUUGGAGGGACUGGAGAUGUUUGCCCAGACCAUCGAGACUGUGCUACGAAGGAUCAAGGUGACCUUCCUGGACACUGUCGUGAGGGUGGAGCACUCACCAGACAGUGGGGAGCGCGGUGUGGCGGUGGAAGUCCACGUGCAGAGGCUGGAGUACUGUGAUGAGGCAGUGCGGGACCCAAGCCAGGCCCCUCCAGUGGAUGUGCACCAGCCUCCUGCCUUCCUGCACAAGCUGCUGCAGCUAGCGGGGCUCCGCCUGCACUUCGAGGAGCUCCCUACACAGGAACAACCCCCAGAGCCACCCUUACAGAUUGGCAGCUGCUCAGGGUACAUGGAGCUGAUGGUGAAAUUGAAGCAGAAUGAGGCCUUCCCAGGCCCCAAGCUGGAGGUAGCUGGGCAGCUGGGCUCCCUGCACCUGCUCCUGACCCCACGGCAGCUCCAGCAGCUCCAGGAACUGCUUAGCGCCAUGAGCCUUGCAGACCCCCAGGGCCUGGUCGACAAGCUGAACAAGAGCCGCCCACUAGGUGCUGAAGACCUGUGGCUGAUUGAGCAGGACCUGAACCAGCAGCUGCAGGCAGGGGCUGUGGCUGAGCCUCUUGGCCCAGACCCCCUUACCAACCCUCUUGUCAACCUGGACAGUGCUGACCUCUUCUUCUCCAUGGCCGGCCUCACGAGCAGUGUGGCCUCUGCCCUCUCUGAGCUGUCCCUCUCCAACGUGGACCUGGGCUCCUCUGUGCACAGUGACGUGGCCCCCCGCCGGCCGUCUGCCCAGGCCCCCCCAGCCGGCAGGACAGCCCCCAUGCCCCUCCCGGACACCCUGCGUCCUGACUCGCUGCUGAAGAUGACCUUGGGGGGCGUGACCCUGACCUUGCUUCAGACUUCUGCCCCACCUCCUGGACCACCUGACCUCACCACCCACUUUUUUACGGAGUUUGAUGCCACCAAGGAGGGGCCCUUUGGUUCCCGAGACUUCCACCAUCUGCGACCACGCUUCCAGAGGGCCUGCCCCUGCAGCCAUGUCCGGCUAACGGGCGCAGCCGUGCAGGUGUCCUGGGAGCUGCGAACAGGCAGGGGCCGGCGGACCACCAGCACAGAAGUGCACUUCGGGCAGCUUGAAGUGCUAGAAUGUCUGUGGCCCAGGGGUGCUCCCAAGCCUGAGUACACAGAGAUCCUGAGCUUCCCCAGCAGCCUGGGCUCCCAGGCCUCAGCUCGGCCCUGUGCCCACCUGCGCCACACGCAGACGCUGCGCCGUGUGUCCAAGAGCCGACCCCGUCGCCCAGCUGCCUGCCACUGUCACUCAGAACUGGCCCUGGACCUGGCCGACUUCCAGGCAGAUGUGGAGCUAGGGGCCCUGGACCGGCUUGCUGCCCUGCUACACCUGGCCACCGUACCCUCCCCUGAGCUACCUGCUGGCCUGCUGACAGAGACCCCACCAGCAACUGAGCAGCAGACAGUGGUGCAGCUCUCGGCGCCCCGGGCCACCCUGCAGCUGUGCUUCCCCAUUGCUGACCUGCGGCCUGAGCGGGACCCCUGGGCGGGCCAGGCUGUGCGGACUGAGCAUCUGCUGCUGGAGCUGAGUGAGCCCCAGUUCCAGUUGCAGCUGAGCAGUGGGCCUGGCCCCCCAGCCCCCACCCGCUUGGAACUUACCUGUUCUGACCUACAUGGCUCCUACGAAGAUGGAGAGAAGCCACCAGUUGCCUGCCUACGGGUUUCCAAAGCCCUGGAUCCCAAGAGCCCUGGGCACAAAUACUUUCUGCCCCAGGUAGUGGUGACCCUGAACCCCCAGCUCAGCAGCACACAGUGGGAGGUGGCCCCAGAGAAGGGAGAGGAGCUGGAGAUGUCGGCUGAGAGUCCAUGCGAGCUGCAGGAGCCCGAGCCCUCGCCCUUCUCCUCCAAGAGGACCAUGUACGAGACAGAGGAGAUGGUGAUUCCUGGAGACCCUGAGGAGAUGAGGGCCUUCCAGGGCCGGGCCCUCGCACUGUCACGCUGCAGCCUGGAAGUGCUCCUGCCCAGCACCCAUGUCUUCCUGCCCAGCAAGGAGGUCUACGAGAGCCUCUACAACAGGAUCAACAAUGACCUGCUCAUGUGGGAGCCUGCAGACCUGCUGCCCCCCCCUGCCCCCACAGCUCACCCCCAGAGCUUCCAGGGCCCCUCAGGCUUCUGGCAGGACAACUUCAAGAUGUGCAAGUCGGCCUUCAAGCUGGGUAGGAGGGGCCCCCCUGGCAGGGCCCCCGGCAUCCCCAGAGCGGGCAGGGUCGGGGUAGCCCUCCCAGGCCUCCUUCCCACUCGGCUUCUUGGUCUCACCCCAGACUCAGACUCGGACGAUGAGGAUGCCCACUUCUUCUCAGUAGGGGCAUCGGGCACCCCCCAACCCCGUGCCCCCAAGCCCCCAGGCCCUCAGUCCCAGAGUACCUUCUCUACACUGGUGACAGUGCUGAAGGGUCGGAUCACAGCUCUCUGUGAGACCAAGGAUGAGGGUGGGAAGCGGCUAGAGGCCGUGCAUGGGGAGCUGGUGCUGGACGUAGAGCAAGGCACCAUCUUCAGCGUCUCCCGGUACCGAGGCCAGCCCGGACUUGGCUACUUCUGCCUGGAAGCUGAAAAGGCAGCGCUCUUCCACCGAGCGGUGGUGGAUGACUGCCUGCUGCCCAGCCACCUGGAGCUGCCCAGCUUUGCUCCUCCAGCCCAGCUAGCCCCAACCAUCUACCCAUCGGAGGAAGGAGUGACCGAAUGGGGAGCCUCAGGCCACAAGGGCCAAGGCGGGGGCCCCCACAUGCUGUCCACAGCCGUUCGUAUCCACCUGGACCCCCACAAGAAUGUCAAGGAGUUCCUGGUGACACUGCGGCUGCAGAGAGCCACCUUGCGCCACUACAUGUCCCUGCCAGAACAGAGCUGGCACUCCCAGCUGUCAGAGUUCUUGGAUGUGCUGGAUGACCCGGUGCUGGGCUAUCUGCCCCCUGCUGUCAUCACGGUCCUACACACACACCUGUUCUCCUGCGCCGUGGAUUACAGGCCCCUCUACCUCCCUGUACGUGUCCUCCUCACCGCUGAGAGCUUCACCCUCUCCAGCAACAUCAUCAUGGACACCUCCACCUUCCUGCUGAGGUUCAUCCUCGAUGACUCGGCCUUAUACCUGUCCGACAAGUGUGAGGUGGAGACCCCAGAUCUGCGGCGAGAUUAUGUCUGCGUCUUGGAUGUCGACCUCUUGGAGCUGGUGAUCAAAACCUGGAAGGGGAACACUGCGGGCAAACUGAGCCAGCCACUGUUCGAGCUGCGCUGCUCCAACAACGUGGUGCAUGUGCACAGCUGCGCCGACUCCUGCGCCCUGCUAGUCAACCUGCUCCAGUACGUAAUGAGCGAAGGUGACCUGCACCCCCCUCCCCGGCCCCCCAGCCCCACGGAGAUCGCCGGCCAGAAGCUGUCCGAGAGCCCUGCCUCCCUGCCCUCGUGUCCCCCAGUGGAGACAGCCCUCAUCAACCAGCGGGACUUGGCCGACGCCCUCCUGGACACGGAGCGCAGCCUGCGGGAGCUGUCCCAGCCUUCAGGUGGCCCCCCGCCUCAGGCCUCUCCAGUGUCAGUCUACCUGUUCCCAGGUGAACGGAGUGGGGCCCAGCCCCUGUCACCUCCUGUGGUAGCCCCCACAGGCAGCCUGGGGUCCCCCUCAGAGGCCAAGGAAGAUGAAAAGGAAGAGGAGGGGGAUGGAGACACUCUGGACAGUGAUGAGUUCUGCAUCCUCGAUGCUCCUGGCCUAGGAGUCCCGCCUCGUGAUGGGGAGCCCGUGGUGACGCAGCUGCAUCCAGGCCCCAUCAUUGUUCAGGACGGGCACUUCUCACGGCCGCUGGGCAGCACGGACCUGCUGCGGGCACCUGCCCACUUCCCAGUGCCCAGCAGCCGUGUGGUGCUGCGUGAGGUCUCCUUCGUCUGGCACCUCUAUGGGGGUCGAGACUUUGGCCCCCACCCUGGCCACAGGGCAAGAGUUGGCCUCAUGGGCCCCAGGGGCUCCCCUUCCCGAUGCUUCGGCCCCAACCGACCCCAGAACUCCUGGCGUAUGCAGGGGGGCAGUGGGAGGCAGCACCACGUCCUCAUGGAGAUCCAGCUCAGCAAGGUGGGCUGCGGGCGAGGGUGCAGAGGCCCGCUUGGGGGGGCGGCCCACCCCUGCUGCCCAGCCUGCACUCCAUUUCUCGGGAACUUGGUGCGGGCCCUGGGCACUUUUGCUGGCCUCCUCAUCGGCCUGGCCCAGCUCAACUGCUCCGAGCUAAAGCUAAAGCGGCUCUGCUGCCGGCAUGGGCUCCUGGGCGUGGACAAGGUGCUGGGCUAUGCUCUCAAUGAGUGGCUGCAGGAUAUCCGCAAGAACCAGCUGCCCGGCCUGCUGGGGGGCGUGGGCCCCAUGCACUCAGUGGUCCAGCUCUUCCAAGGGUUCCGGGACCUACUGUGGCUGCCCAUCGAGCAGUACAGGAAAGAUGGGCGCCUCAUGCGGGGGCUUCAGCGGGGGGCCGCCUCCUUUGGCUCAUCCACAGCCUCCGCUGCCCUAGAACUCAGCAACCGACUGGUGCAGGCUAUCCAGCUCCAGGGAGCCCCCUGUGAAACUCCUGUCCUCCCAGGCAGGACAGCCCCCAUGCCCCUCCCGGACACCCUGCGUCCUGACUCGCUGCUGAAGAUGACCUUGGGGGGCGUGACCCUGACCUUGCUUCAGACUUCUGCCCCACCUCCUGGACCACCUGACCUCACCACCCACUUUUUUACGGAGUUUGAUGCCACCAAGGAGGGGCCCUUUGGUUCCCGAGACUUCCACCAUCUGCGACCACGCUUCCAGAGGGCCUGCCCCUGCAGCCAUGUCCGGCUAACGGGCGCAGCCGUGCAGGUGUCCUGGGAGCUGCGAACAGGCAGGGGCCGGCGGACCACCAGCACAGAAGUGCACUUCGGGCAGCUUGAAGUGCUAGAAUGUCUGUGGCCCAGGGGUGCUCCCAAGCCUGAGUACACAGAGAUCCUGAGCUUCCCCAGCAGCCUGGGCUCCCAGGCCUCAGCUCGGCCCUGUGCCCACCUGCGCCACACGCAGACGCUGCGCCGUGUGUCCAAGGGGGUCCCCUCCCGUCCUGCCUUCACCCUGUCCCCUGGCCCCCAGAGCCGACCCCGUCGCCCAGCUGCCUGCCACUGUCACUCAGAACUGGCCCUGGACCUGGCCGACUUCCAGGCAGAUGUGGAGCUAGGGGCCCUGGACCGGCUUGCUGCCCUGCUACACCUGGCCACCGUACCCUCCCCUGAGCUACCUGCUGGCCUGCUGACAGAGACCCCACCAGCAACUGAGCAGCAGACAGUGGUGCAGCUCUCGGCGCCCCGGGCCACCCUGCAGCUGUGCUUCCCCAUUGCUGACCUGCGGCCUGAGCGGGACCCCUGGGCGGGCCAGGCUGUGCGGACUGAGCAUCUGCUGCUGGAGCUGAGUGAGCCCCAGUUCCAGUUGCAGCUGAGCAGUGGGCCUGGCCCCCCAGCCCCCACCCGCUUGGAACUUACCUGUUCUGACCUACAUGGCUCCUACGAAGAUGGAGAGAAGCCACCAGUUGCCUGCCUACGGGUUUCCAAAGCCCUGGAUCCCAAGAGCCCUGGGCACAAAUACUUUCUGCCCCAGGUAGUGGUGACCCUGAACCCCCAGCUCAGCAGCACACAGUGGGAGGUGGCCCCAGAGAAGGGAGAGGAGCUGGAGAUGUCGGCUGAGAGUCCAUGCGAGCUGCAGGAGCCCGAGCCCUCGCCCUUCUCCUCCAAGAGGACCAUGUACGAGACAGAGGAGAUGGUGAUUCCUGGAGACCCUGAGGAGAUGAGGGCCUUCCAGGGCCGGGCCCUCGCACUGUCACGCUGCAGCCUGGAAGUGCUCCUGCCCAGCACCCAUGUCUUCCUGCCCAGCAAGGAGGUCUACGAGAGCCUCUACAACAGGAUCAACAAUGACCUGCUCAUGUGGGAGCCUGCAGACCUGCUGCCCCCCCCUGCCCCCACAGCUCACCCCCAGAGCUUCCAGGGCCCCUCAGGCUUCUGGCAGGACAACUUCAAGAUGUGCAAGUCGGCCUUCAAGCUGGACUCAGACUCGGACGAUGAGGAUGCCCACUUCUUCUCAGUAGGGGCAUCGGGCACCCCCCAACCCCGUGCCCCCAAGCCCCCAGGCCCUCAGUCCCAGAGUACCUUCUCUACACUGGUGACAGUGCUGAAGGGUCGGAUCACAGCUCUCUGUGAGACCAAGGAUGAGGGUGGGAAGCGGCUAGAGGCCGUGCAUGGGGAGCUGGUGCUGGACGUAGAGCAAGGCACCAUCUUCAGCGUCUCCCGGUACCGAGGCCAGCCCGGACUUGGCUACUUCUGCCUGGAAGCUGAAAAGGCAGCGCUCUUCCACCGAGCGGUGGUGGAUGACUGCCUGCUGCCCAGCCACCUGGAGCUGCCCAGCUUUGCUCCUCCAGCCCAGCUAGCCCCAACCAUCUACCCAUCGGAGGAAGGAGUGACCGAAUGGGGAGCCUCAGGCCACAAGGGCCAAGGCGGGGGCCCCCACAUGCUGUCCACAGCCGUUCGUAUCCACCUGGACCCCCACAAGAAUGUCAAGGAGUUCCUGGUGACACUGCGGCUGCAGAGAGCCACCUUGCGCCACUACAUGUCCCUGCCAGAACAGAGCUGGCACUCCCAGCUGUCAGAGUUCUUGGAUGUGCUGGAUGACCCGGUGCUGGGCUAUCUGCCCCCUGCUGUCAUCACGGUCCUACACACACACCUGUUCUCCUGCGCCGUGGAUUACAGGCCCCUCUACCUCCCUGUACGUGUCCUCCUCACCGCUGAGAGCUUCACCCUCUCCAGCAACAUCAUCAUGGACACCUCCACCUUCCUGCUGAGGUUCAUCCUCGAUGACUCGGCCUUAUACCUGUCCGACAAGUGUGAGGUGGAGACCCCAGAUCUGCGGCGAGAUUAUGUCUGCGUCUUGGAUGUCGACCUCUUGGAGCUGGUGAUCAAAACCUGGAAGGGGAACACUGCGGGCAAACUGAGCCAGCCACUGUUCGAGCUGCGCUGCUCCAACAACGUGGUGCAUGUGCACAGCUGCGCCGACUCCUGCGCCCUGCUAGUCAACCUGCUCCAGUACGUAAUGAGCGAAGGUGACCUGCACCCCCCUCCCCGGCCCCCCAGCCCCACGGAGAUCGCCGGCCAGAAGGUACAGCUGUCCGAGAGCCCUGCCUCCCUGCCCUCGUGUCCCCCAGUGGAGACAGCCCUCAUCAACCAGCGGGACUUGGCCGACGCCCUCCUGGACACGGAGCGCAGCCUGCGGGAGCUGUCCCAGCCUUCAGGUGGCCCCCCGCCUCAGGCCUCUCCAGUGUCAGUCUACCUGUUCCCAGGUGAACGGAGUGGGGCCCAGCCCCUGUCACCUCCUGUGGUAGCCCCCACAGGCAGCCUGGGGUCCCCCUCAGAGGCCAAGGAAGAUGAAAAGGAAGAGGAGGGGGAUGGAGACACUCUGGACAGUGAUGAGUUCUGCAUCCUCGAUGCUCCUGGCCUAGGAGUCCCGCCUCGUGAUGGGGAGCCCGUGGUGACGCAGCUGCAUCCAGGCCCCAUCAUUGUUCAGGACGGGCACUUCUCACGGCCGCUGGGCAGCACGGACCUGCUGCGGGCACCUGCCCACUUCCCAGUGCCCAGCAGCCGUGUGGUGCUGCGUGAGGUCUCCUUCGUCUGGCACCUCUAUGGGGGUCGAGACUUUGGCCCCCACCCUGGCCACAGGGCAAGAGUUGGCCUCAUGGGCCCCAGGGGCUCCCCUUCCCGAUGCUUCGGCCCCAACCGACCCCAGAACUCCUGGCGUAUGCAGGGGGGCAGUGGGAGGCAGCACCACGUCCUCAUGGAGAUCCAGCUCAGCAAGGUAAGCUUCCAGCACGAGGUGUACCCAGCAGAGCCAGCCGCGGCCCCCACGGGCCCCACGGGCGCUGGCCGGGAGCUGGAGGAGCAGCCGCUGUCCCGCCAGGUGUUCAUUGUGCAGGAGCUGGAGGUCCGCGACCGGCUGGCCUCGUCCCAGAUCAACAAGUUCCUGUACCUGCACACGAGUGAGCGGAUGCCGCGGCGCGCCCACGCCAACAUGCUCACCAUCAAAGCGUUGCACGUGGCCCCCACAACCAACCUGGGCGGACCCGAGUGCUGUCUCCGAGUCUCACUGAUGCCCCUGCGGCUUAACGUGGACCAAGAUGCCCUGCUCUUCCUCAAGGACUUCUUCACCAGCCUAGUGGCUGGCAUCGCCCCCAUGGUCCCGGCGGAGAGCUCCACGGAGGCUCGCCCUGAGACCCGAGCCCAAGCCAGCAGCCCCUGGGAAGGGCAGCCUGAUGGUGUAGAGACGACCAGCCCCCAGGAGACCCCAGGCAGUGGCCACAGCUCCUCUGUGGAGCAGCAGCCCAUCUACUUCAGGGAGUUCCGCUUCACAUCCGAAGUGCCCGUCUGGUUGGACUACCAUGGCAAGCACGUCUCCAUGGACCAGGUGGGCACUUUUGCUGGCCUCCUCAUCGGCCUGGCCCAGCUCAACUGCUCCGAGCUAAAGCUAAAGCGGCUCUGCUGCCGGCAUGGGCUCCUGGGCGUGGACAAGGUGCUGGGCUAUGCUCUCAAUGAGUGGCUGCAGGAUAUCCGCAAGAACCAGCUGCCCGGCCUGCUGGGGGGCGUGGGCCCCAUGCACUCAGUGGUCCAGCUCUUCCAAGGGUUCCGGGACCUACUGUGGCUGCCCAUCGAGCAGUACAGGAAAGAUGGGCGCCUCAUGCGGGGGCUUCAGCGGGGGGCCGCCUCCUUUGGCUCAUCCACAGCCUCCGCUGCCCUAGAACUCAGCAACCGACUGGUGCAGGCUAUCCAGGCCACAGCAGAGACCGUGUAUGAUAUCCUGUCCCCGGCGGCACCCAUCCCCCGCUCCUUGCAGGACAAGCGCCCCACACGGAGGCGGAAGGGCCAGCAGCCCGCAGACCUCCGGGAAGGUGUGGCCAAGGCCUACGACACAGUUCGAGAGGGCAUCCUGGACACGGCUCAGACCAUCUGCGAUGUGGCGUCUCGGGGCCAUGAGCAGAAGGGGCUGACAGGUGCUGUGGGGGGUGUGAUCCGCCAGCUGCCCCCCACAGUGGUGAAGCCUCUCAUUCUGGCCACAGAGGCCACAUCCAGUUUGCUGGGGGGGAUGCGAAACCAGAUACUCCCUGAUGCCCACAAGGACCACGCUCUCAAGUGGCGCGCAGACGAGACCCAGGACUGAUCGCCAGGACCCAAAGACGCUGCUGCCCACCACGCCCAGCUCACCCCAGCACCUGGGCUCCCGCUCCUGGUGAGAGCUUUGGCCCACAGGCAGGCAGGCCAGGCCCUCCAGGGGAAGAUUGGGAAGGACCCUGCCCGGCCCACCUGCUGCCAGGCUUCAGAGGCGGGGCCUCCCUGCCUGGGGCCUGGGCCCCAUCUCUGCACUUUUCUUCUGGGGAGAAAGGACACUGCCUCCACCACUGCCUGGGCCCACACUGCUGUCUUGUCCCAGGCCAGAGGCUCUUGUACCCAACCCCACUCAGCCAAGUGUCUUUCUGUGUCUGGAGGGAGCUGUCAGGACAGACACAGUGUGGUUCAGUGUAUUAUUUUUAAGCUCCUUGAGUGUGUGGGUCAGUGUCUGCAUGAAGUGGAAUAAACUGCCCACUGCCA